UUGGUAAUGUCGUGAGAGAUGUAAGAUGGCGGCCGAUGAAGUAAACUUACGAAACUGUCCUCCGUUAAAAUACAUUUGUGCAUUUGUCGGGUAUUGAAUAUCGUCGAUUGAUAGCUCGUAUUAAUGUCUAUGUGAUAUCGGUGUGGAAUCGUUCGAAAGUGAAGCGUGUCUUUCGUAAGGUCGCGGCAGAAACUUUUUCUCAAGUCACGGGUUUACGAUGUCAGUAACUGCUUCGAAGCCAUGCCACGAGGAAGAGAAUUCGAGAUUGACAGAGGAAGACGAUUGGAAAGUGCAGCUUGCAUUUUGCAAACCUCGGCACACGGCGACGAUCGAGGGUGUGAAUUGUAUUACGCAGACAUGGAGAAUGAAAGAAAGGAUGAAAACUGUGAGCGUGGCUUUAGUUUUAUGUUUGAACGUUGGUGUCGAUCCACCGGACAUUGUCAAAACACAACCGUGUGCCCGUCUCGAAUGCUGGAUUGAUCCUUUAUCAGUGAGCCCGCAAAAAGCUUUGGAAACUAUAGGUUCGAAUUUACAAAAACAAUAUGAACGAUGGCAACCGAGAGCUCGUUAUAAACAGAGUUUAGAUCCUACGGUUGAAGAAGUUAAAAAGUUGUGUACUUCUUUAAGGCGAAACGCGAAAGAGGAAAGAGUUUUGUUUCAUUAUAACGGGCAUGGUGUUCCUAAACCGACUAGUAAUGGUGAAAUAUGGGUAUUUAAUAGGACAUAUACGCAAUACAUUCCUUUGUCUGUAUACGAUUUACAGACAUGGAUGGGUGCUCCUAGCAUCUACGUAUAUGAUUGUUCUAACGCAGGUAUAAUUGUAGAGUCUUUUCAACAAUUUGCAGAACAACACGAGAAGGAAUACGAGAUGGAAAAGCAGGUGGUUCAGCAGAACCGUGCAACUGGAGUUGCAGGUACCACAGUGCCAUCUUACAAAAAUUGUAUUCAAUUGGCAGCAUGCGCGGCUAAUCAGAUUUUACCUAUGAAUCCAGAUUUACCAGCAGAUAUAUUCACAUCAUGCCUUACGACUCCAAUAAAAAUUGCAUUGCGAUGGUUUAUAAUGCAAAAUACAUCGAAAUUGGUACCAAAAAUAUCAUUAGACUUGAUCGAUAAAAUUCCUGGGCAAUUGGCUGAUAGAAGAACAAUGUUAGGAGAACUUAAUUGGAUAUUUACAGCGAUCACUGACACUAUAGCAUGGAACACGUUUCCAAGAGAUUUAUUCCAGAGAUUAUUCAGGCAAGAUUUAUUAGUUGCUAGUUUGUUCAGAAAUUUUUUACUUGCCGAGAGAAUACUUCGGUCAUACGAUUGUACUCCAGUUUCUUGUCCAAAAUUACCUCCUACUUAUCAGCACCCUAUGUGGCAAGCAUGGGACUUGGCACUUGAUCUCUGUUUAGCGCAAUUACCAUCUAUUCUUGAAAAUAAAGAUCAGUUUGUCCAUUCCCCUUUUUUCGAGGAGCAGCUUACAGCCUUCCAAGUAUGGCUUACUCUAGGUUCGAAAAACCGUAAUCCUCCAGAACAACUGCCGAUAGUACUUCAAGUUUUAUUAAGUCAAGUCCAUAGGCUAAGAGCAUUGGAAUUAUUAGGACGCUUUCUUGAUCUUGGUCCAUGGGCUGUAAACUUGGCUCUUAGCGUAGGCAUUUUCCCAUAUGUUCUAAAGCUACUUCAAAGUAAUGCUAGGGAAUUACGUCCAUUACUCGUGUUUAUUUGGGCAAAAAUACUUGCAGUUGACAGUACUUGUCAAACAGAUCUCGUGCGAGAUGGAGGACAUAAGUACUUUUUAUCUGUUCUUCAGGAUACUACUGUGCCGAGCGAAUACAGGACGUUAGCAGCAUUUGUUCUGGCCAGUAUCGUGAAUGAUUAUCGACAAGGCCAAGUAGCUGCUAAUCACGGUAGCCUUGUCUCGAUCUGCUUGGAACAACUUGGGGAUUCAAACUCUUUAUUACGUCAGUGGCUGUGUUUAUGUCUGGCAAGACUUUGGCAUAAUUAUGACAAAGCAAGAUGGUGUGGAGUUCGAGAUAUUGCUCAUGAGAAGCUGUUUACGUUGUUACAGGAUUCAGUUCCUGAGGUUCGAGCAGCUAGUGUUUAUGCUUUGGGCACAUUUAUAAAUAGCGUAACAACACGAAGCGAACAUGCAAAUAAUAUCGAUCAAAUUAUUGCUAUAACACUCAUUAAUACAGUCUCUCACGACAUGUGCCCUUUAGUUAGAAAAGAAUUAGUAGUAGCGCUUCAAUGGAUGGUUCUACACUUUGAAAAUUCCUUCGUAACUUUGGCUUUGGCUGAAGAAAACAGUCGAAAAGAUCUUGUUGUGGAAACGUUAUCACCAUUUAGUGGAUUAAGACGCAUUAGUUCUAGGGAUAGAUUAAAAAUGCUUUCUCCUAAUAAUACCUAUAGCGUAGACAGUACGGAUGGAUUUGGCCAGGAUCGCAUUAAAAGAGUGUCGUCGUCGUCGUCUAUUAGUAGUUUAGGAAAUAAUUGGGAGUUCGUGAGGAAACCUUGCGAGUCACUUGGACACAGUUCUCUUGGGAACCUGCCAAGUCUUUCCUAUGGUAGUGUAUAUAUGAAACUGUGGCAUGGAUUAUGUAGCCUCGAUAAUGAUCCUCAUCCAGCUGUCGCUUCGAUGUCCCAGAAAGUCACCAACCAUAUUCGAAAUCAGGUUAAGGAAUCCUCUGUACCUAAGGAAGGGAUCGAAACAAAAAUAUCUUCGUCGUUAUCUCUUCCACCAUCUCCCUCGAAUCGCACCACUUACUUAAGCACUAGCAAAGGAGAAUCACCACCUACAGUAAGUUCUGGAACAGAUUUAUUACGUUCUUCGAGAGUACCACCGCAUAGUAAUCGUUCAAGAAAACCACUUCCUAACACAAUAUCAGAGGAAGCAGAUGAAGUUGCUGGAAUUAAAACGCCAUUAACAACUUCGCAAUUCGUUGAAUGGAGUUGCGCUCAAUUUGCUCAGCCAGUUAGUUUAGAAAGCGAAACUGAAUCGAUGAAUGAUAUGGAAAGUAGAGCUCAUUACGAAAGAGAAUGGCGUUACCUAAGGAAUAGAAGACAGAGACGCGAGGCAAGAGAAGAACAACUACGAGCAGUACAAAGUAGAAUAGAAUCGCAAGUAUUCCAUACAAGAUGUCCACAUUCCCCUGAAGUUUUAACAUUUCAUCCGUUUGAACCACAUUUGGCUGUAGCAUUAAAAGAUUUCUUUGGAGUAUGGGAUUGCCAAACUGGUACAAAGUUAACUUACUGUGCGAGUCGUGGAAAUAAAAUGUCACGAAUUACAGCUCUCGAGUUCAUCAAUGCCCACGAUGUAUCAUUGUUAAUGGCUGGAUCCGAUGACGGUUCGGUUAGAGUAUGGAAAAAUUACAGUAGUACGCUGAGUCGUGAUCCGAUUUUAGUUACCGCUUGGCAGGCAUUGGCUGAUAUACAGCCGGCGACAAAAACUACGACUGCAACAGCUGGAUUAGUUACAAAAUGGGAGCAAAAGUCCCUUACUCUAGCUGUCACAGGUGACGUUCGUAUCGUCAGACUCUGGGAUGCAGAAACCGAGUUAAAAAGACAAGAUAUACCGACAGGUGCUGAUUGUUGUGCUACAUGUAUUGAUGUUGAUGGCGUAGGUGCAAUGAUGGCAGUGGGCUGUGGUGAUGGUUCCGUUCGCUUAUUUGACAGAAGAUUACCUCCAUUAGAGUCGAGAGUUAUGAUUUGGAGGGAACAUACGGCAUGGGUGUUGGGCACAUCUUUGAGAAAAUCUGAAAGGUCGACACCACAGUUGUUUACUGGAUCAUCGUCAGGAGAUAUUAGAAUAUUUGAUCUCAGAAAAAAUUCUUCUGUAAGCACUGUACAAAUAACGCAAGGUAUUACAGCAUUGGCAGCACACGAAAUGGCUGAUAUAUUUGCUUGUGGGUCAACGAAUCAUUGUAUAAGUUUGUAUAAUACAAUGGGUCAUCAUUUGAAUACGAUAAAAUUCCACGAAGGAUUUAUGGCUACUCGUAUUAGUCCUGUAAGUUGUCUAAGUUUUCAUCCCCAUCGUGUGAUCCUCGCAGCUGGAUGCGUAGACAAUACUAUUACAGCAUAUGCAUCCGAAUCGCGAAGAUGACUAAUAGAAAUGGAAUUACUGUAAAAUUAUUUUCGUAAAUAUUUACUCAUCCAUCGUGCUUGAUAUCCUUGGCAUAUUAGUCAAUAAGGAAACUGCCAAGGACGAGACGUUGGAGUUGGUUUCAAAAUUGAAAAGUGAAUUCUUAUUUUUCAAUAUUUCGUGUUUUUCUACUGCGUUUUCGCUUCCUUUUAGAAAGGUUACUUUCUGGCGCUUAGUUCGCGUAAAGAAAUUAAUUGUAGUUUCUGUGAUGAAGAAACCUGUGAAUAGAGUAACCAAAGUCUCUCGAGACGACCAAAGAAAAGCUCGAUAACGUACAGCCUUGUGCAUACAGGGCCAAUGUAAUUCAUUUUAGAACGCAGUGGAGAUUUUGGUAUUCUUAAAAAUAAUGAUGCAUAAUAUAUGCAAAUGUGAUGCAACGAAAAAUAUACGAAUGUACGUACGAAUGCGUUUAAUAUUUAAUGAAGCUUGUAACAUAUGCAAGGAAGAUGACUGUGCCAUGCUAAAUUGGUAUUAAUUAUAUUUAUGGACGAUUCACGUAAUUUUUUGUCUUAUUCUCGACGACAAAAAGUUCAAUUUCUUUACGUAUUAAUCGAUGUUCUUUUUGAUCGAUCCUUAAUUUUUCCAAUACACGCACUUGAAUUCAGAGUUUAACAAUUUCUAUAAGUAUUCUUUUAUGCCACGAUCAAUGCUAUAUAAUUAAAUUAGGAAAACAAGUGUAAAGAUCCUUAAUUUUUCCAAUAUAUGAACUUGAAUUCAAACAGAGUUUAACAAUUUCUACAAAUAUUCUUUUAUGCCACGAUCAAUGCUAUAUAAUUAAAUUGGAAAAACAAGUGUAAGAACAAUAUGUUCAAAUAAUUUAACUAUGUUAUUUUAGUUUACGACUUAGUGCAAUAAAUCAUGACAGAUUAAUGGCAGUAAAAUGUGUUUAAAUAAAUAACUCUCGAGAUGGCAACUGCAGUAAAGACUUUCUGUAUUAUCAACCAAUUUGUCUUGUAAACAGUUUUACGUAUUUUACGCCGUUACUUUUAAUUUCGUUAUCAUUUAAUUUUUCGUUGCAAUUUUAGAAUAAUUUUUGUAAAUGUUAAAUGUCGUAUAUUUUUACCCGUGGCGGUAUCUUUUUAUUAAACGGUAUCAAUGUUAUUUCUAAGUGACAGUACUUUAUACAUUGUUUUUUUCACAAAUCGUGGGAACACUUGUAUCAUAUUAAAACGCAGAAGCUUGAUAGAAAAUACCUUUUUAGUGACGAUUGAUUCAAACGAAUAUUAAAAUGAUGUGCGCAAUUUGUAUUCAACCAAAUAGUUGAAUACAGUCGUUCUGUCUUAAUCGGAAAGGUGUUUUACGAAAUAAUACUUAUACACUUUCAUGUGUGUAUGUGCGUUGAAUGGUUUAUUGAAUUAUUGCUAUUGCAAUUGUUGCGAAACAAAAUGAAAUCAGGCUUCUUAUAUACACCGAUAACACUGAUAUAAACUACACCGCAUAAGCAAUUAAUUAAUAACAAAAUUAAGUAACUGAUUGAAAAAGAAAAUGUAAAUAUAUAUAUGCAUAUAGAAUAUCGAGUGUAACGUUAAAGAAACCAUUAUGCACAGAUAAAUUUAUCUUCUCAUAUUAUGCAAUAGUUUUGUUAUUGACGCUGACGUUUGGAGACGCGAUAAAAUAUGUAGAUUACCGUAAUACUUAGAUCAGAUAAAACAAAAAUUCCUCGAUGCAGAUGUGUGUAUAAGAUGAUUAAAAAGAUGAGUUUAACGAUAUUAAGAUAUAAAUAAAGAAUUCAAUAACUUAAGAUUGUAUCGUAAGUACGAUGUUUAUUUGAACGCUUAAACAAAGAAUUUUUGCUCAUUCAUGUAGAAUUUUACAUGUAACUUCGGCAGUGUCUUCUAAAAAUUCAAUUUAUAGAGUAUUAUGCUUUUACUCUUCUGAUAUAUUGUUUUAGUUUCAUAGUGGACUUUUGGACACCUUGUAUGUACGGUUUGAUGCUAAUUUUAAUAGACGCGUCGAAUGUACUUAAACGGUAAGAUCAGCAUUAAUUGUAAAAACAUAAAUGCCUAUAAUCAUUUCUGUAUAUAUUAUGUACAACAGUAUCGUCAGUGCUGUUGUUAACGAUAUCUAUUACAAACGUCGAGUGUUAGAAAACAAUUUGAGAGGGGCAAAUUCGAUGUAUUAUUUUGCACUGUACUCGUUAUUGUAUAUGAUCGUCUGAUAAUAAAUAUGAUACAACCAUGUUAUUCGAGCGCGGA
Hylaeus anthracinus is the source of this 6315-nucleotide messenger RNA. It is a transcript of the gene raptor, whose product is annotated as regulatory-associated protein of mTOR. The transcript is spliced from 23 exons. Gene Ontology annotation, cellular component: cytoplasm; TORC1 complex. NCBI's taxonomy places the organism in Eukaryota, Metazoa, Arthropoda, Insecta, Hymenoptera, Colletidae. The coding region runs from base 218 to 4081 and encodes 1287 amino acids. Gene Ontology annotation, biological process: positive regulation of cell growth; positive regulation of protein serine/threonine kinase activity; TORC1 signaling. Gene Ontology annotation, molecular function: protein binding; protein-macromolecule adaptor activity. The record is from RefSeq and is a predicted model, not a curated record.